AUGAACAAGGAGGGUAUCUGCAGCGCCCUGCCUACCAUUCCCUGCCACAAGCUCCCCGACCUGCGCUACCUGAGCCGCAGCGUGUCAGGCACCGUGUCCUCCGCCCGCCACGCAGACUGGCGCGUUCAGGUUGCCGUGAAGCAGCUGCACAUCCACACCCCGCUGCUCGACAGUGAAAGAAAUGAUGUUUUAGGAGAAGCUGAAAUUUUACACAAAGCUAGAUUUAGUUACAUUCUUCCAAUUUGGGGAAUUUGCAAUGAGCCUGAAUUUUUGGGAAUAGUUACGGAAUAUAUGCCAAAUGGAUCAUUAAAUGAAUUCCUCCAUAGGAAAACGGAAUAUCCUGAUGUUGCUUGGCCACUGAGAUUUCGCAUCCUGCAUGAAAUUGCACUGGGUGUAAACUACUUGCACAAUAUGAAUCCUCCUCUACUUCAUCAUGACUUAAAGACUCAAAAUAUCUUAUUGGAUAAUGAAUUUCAUGUUAAGAUUGCAGAUUUUGGUUUAUCAAAAUGGCGUAUGAUGUCCCUCUCACAAACAUGGACUAGUAAAUCUUCACCAGAAGGAGGGACAAUUAUCUAUAUGCCACCUGAGAACUAUGAACCUGGACAAAAAUCAAGAGCCAGCGUCAAGCAUGAUAUCUAUAGCUUUGCAGUGAUCAUGUGGGAAGUCUUAUCCAGAAAACAGCCUUUUGAAGAAGUCACCAAUCCUUUGCAGAUCAUGUAUAGCGUAUCACAAGGACAUCGACCUAACACUAAUGAAGAAAGUUUGCCACUUGAUAUACCUCAUCGAACACUUAUGAUCUCUCUAAUAGAAAGUGGAUGGGCACAAAAUCCAGAUGAAAGACCAUCUUUCUUAAAAUGUUUAAUAGAACUUGAACCAGUUCUGAGGACAUUUGAAGAGAUAACUUUUCUUGAAGCUGUUAUUCAACUAAAGAAAACAAAGUUACAGAGUACUUUGAGCACUAUUCACUUAUGUGACAAGAAGAAAAUGGACUCAUCUCUGAACACACCUAUAACUCAUGGACCACAGGAGGAAUCAUGUGGAUCCUCUCAGCUCCAUGAAAGUAGUGAUUCUACUAUAGCCUCAAAGUCCCUGACAGCUCCUCAAGAAAAUGAUUUUUUAUCUAGAAAAACUCAAGACUUUUCUACACUGUGUCACUAUCCAGUAAAUCACAGUUGCAAUAGUAACUUCUGUUCAGUUCAGAAGAGGAAAUUUUGUGAUCACAAGACCACCCCAGGCUCUUUAGCAGUGAUAACUCCACUCUCAGCUGAGGGAAAUUCAGAGCGAUUACAGCCUGGCAUAGCCCAACAGUGGAUCCAGAGUAAAAGGAAAGACAUUGUGAGCCAAAUGACAGAAGCCUGCCUUAACCAGUCAUUAGACACUCUUCUGUCCAGGGACUUAAUCAUGAAGGCGGACUAUGAACUCAUUAGUACCAAACCUACAAGGACUUCAAAAGUCAGACAGUUACUGGACACCACUGACAUCCAAGGAGAAGAAUUUGCCAAAGUUAUAGUACAAAAGUUGAAAGAUAACAAGCAAAUGGGUCUUCAACCUUACCCGGAAAUACUUGUGGUUUCUUGAUCACAAUCUUUAUAUUUAUUUCAAAAUAAAAGCUCA
Messenger RNA from Mustela lutreola (European mink), 1614 nucleotides. RefSeq names its product receptor-interacting serine/threonine-protein kinase 2-like. Gene Ontology annotation, molecular function: JUN kinase kinase kinase activity; ATP binding. NCBI's taxonomy places the organism in Eukaryota, Metazoa, Chordata, Mammalia, Carnivora, Mustelidae. The record is from RefSeq and is a predicted model, not a curated record. Gene Ontology annotation, biological process: protein phosphorylation; innate immune response; regulation of apoptotic process.